AGCUUCUCGGCCUCACCGCUUCAUCCUCGCUCUAUCCAUUUUUCGAACGUGCACACAACCAGUCGUCAGUUCCGGCCAUGGCUUUCGUCUCCACCUUCGUCUCCGGCGAACCGUCGCUCCUCGUCGCCAGAGCCUCCGCUGUCGUCUCCUCCGUCAAGCAUCCCUAUCAACUUCCUCUGCCUAAUUUGCGCUUCUCCCGCACCAUUACCUUCGCAUCCGCCUCCAACCAGACCACUGCCUCCUCCCGGCAGCCCCGUGGCAUCAUGAAGCCCCGGAGGAUUUCGCCGGAGAUGCAGGCGCUUGUUGGUGCUCCCGAGAUUUCUCGUACCGAAGCCCUUAAGGUCAUUUGGACUCACAUUAAAGAACAUAAUCUUCAGAAACCCAGCGACAAGAAAAUCAUAAUAUGCGACGAGAAGCUGAAGAAAAUAUUCGGAGGGAAAGACGAAGUCGGGUUUCUGGAGAUUGCAGGGCUAAUAAGUUCCCACUUUCUAUGAUGAUUUGAAGAAUGGAAGAUGAACUUUGUUUGUUCGUUUGUUUCGGGAGUCGCUCAGGUAUUAUUGCUCACUGAAUCCUGCAGUUCAUAGCCCUCUUUUUGUUAAGUAGUUGGAUAGAGAAGAAGCUUUUGUAAGAACAUGUUUAUGUAGGGAUUGUUCUAUGCAAAUCUUUGUUAGUCCUUAGUUUGGGUAAAAAUGUGUUACUUUUGUACUCUA
Cucurbita moschata (crookneck pumpkin) is the source of this 710-nucleotide messenger RNA. RefSeq lists its product as uncharacterized. NCBI's taxonomy places the organism in Eukaryota, Viridiplantae, Streptophyta, Magnoliopsida, Cucurbitales, Cucurbitaceae. Gene Ontology annotation, cellular component: nucleus. The transcript is spliced from 2 exons. The record is from RefSeq and is a predicted model, not a curated record. Bases 78 to 494 code for a protein of 138 amino acids.